Molecule: messenger RNA, 1893 nt
Organism: Paramormyrops kingsleyae
Lineage: Eukaryota; Metazoa; Chordata; Actinopteri; Osteoglossiformes; Mormyridae
Source: RefSeq, a predicted model, not a curated record
GUGCUUAGUGAGCGGCUGCACGAGCUGCAGAGGCUCUUCAGAGAGAGGACUGAACGCGUCAGGGAAAGGCUGAUCGACCCGGAUGAAUCGGACGAGGAAACCCCCCCUUCCACUCCUACCAAGAAGGCGGCUCAGGCCCCACCCCCACCUCCCCCCCCACCUGCUGGAGAGGUGUCAGCAGCCCCCACUGAGGGGGGGGUGCAAGAGGACCAGUACAACCUGCUGGGGUACCAGCUGGCAAUGCCACCAUGGGCCAAAUCUCUUCUGGAGUUCCGCUUCCCCCAGAGCAUCGACCCCUACACCAGCCUGAUCUACGUGAUAUGGCUGUUUUUCGUCACCAUGGCCUGGAACUGGAACCUGUGGUUGAUCCCGGUACGCUGGGCCUUCCCCUACCAGACAGCCAACAACCUCCACUUGUGGCUGCUGGCAGAUUACCUGUGUGACGCCGUCUACAUCCUGGACAUCCUGGUCUUCCAGCCGCGCCUUCAGUUUGUCCGUGCCGGCGAUAUCGUGACUGACAGAAAAGACAUGCGAGAAAACUAUUUACAGACGCAUCGCUUCAAGAUGGAUGUGCUGUCCCUCGUUCCACUGGAGGUAUUUUACCUGAAAACAGGCGUGAACUCCCUGCUCCGCUUCCCCCGACUGCUCAAGUAUAUGGCUUUCUUAGAGUUCAACGAUCGCCUGGAAGCUGUCCUCAGUAAAGCUUACAUCUACAGGGUCAUCUUGACAACCACCUACCUGCUCUAUUCGCUGCACAUCAACGCCUGUCUUUUCUAUUGGGGCUCUGCUUACGAGGGCCUAGGAUCCACUAAAUGGGUCUACAAUGGCGUGGGUAACAGUUAUAUCCGCUGCUACUACUUUGCCGUGAAGACCCUGAUCACCAUCGGGGGCCUGCCAGACCCCACCACCCUAUUUGAGAUCGUCUUCCAGAUGGUGAACUACUUUGUGGGAGUCUUCGCCUUCUCCAUCAUGAUUGGACAGAUGAGGGAUGUUGUGGGUGCAGCCACAGCAGGACAGACCUAUUACCGAAACUGCAUGGACAACACUAUCAAGUACAUGUCCUCCUACAACAUCCCCCACCAGGUCCAAAACAGGGUCAAGACCUGGUAUGACUACACCUGGAAGUCCCAAGGCAUGCUGGAUGAGCGUGAGUUGUUGGUGCAGCUACCGGUGAAGAUGAGGCUGGACAUCGCCGUGGAUGUGAACUACACCAUCGUCAGCAAAGUCGCACUUUUCCAGGGUUGUGACCGGCAGAUGAUCUUUGACAUGCUGAUGAGGCUUAAGUCUGUGGUCUACCUGCCUGGAGACUUUGUCUGUAAAAAGGGGGAGAUUGGCCGAGAGAUGUACAUCAUCAAGGACGGGGAGGUACAAGUGGUUGGGGGUCCGGAUGGAAAGACCGUGUUUGUGACCCUGAGGGCGGGCUCUGUCUUUGGAGAAAUCAGCUUGCUGGCAGUGGGUGGAGGAAACCGCAGGACAGCCAAUGUCGUUGCCCAUGGCUUUGCCAACCUCUUCAUCCUGGACAAGAAGGACCUGGCGGAGAUCCUGGUGCACUACCCAGAGUCCCAGAAGCUGCUGCGCAAGAAGGCCAAGAAAAUGCUGACAAAGGACAAGAAGCCAGAUGACAGCGGUGAGGGCAAGGGGGCAACGGAGGUGAUUCCCCUGAGGCCGGACACCCCCAAGCUGCUCAGGGCAGCGCUGCAGGUCACCGAGACGUCUGGCAUUAUGGGAACCUUCGCCCAGCUGAGGAAGAGGAGGCAGACAUCCAGUGCUAUCGUGGAGCUGUCCAGUCCCCCUCACAUUCCCAGAAAACCUCUUUCACCUUUCAGCUACAACUCCAUGUGUCACCAUGACCCAGACUACACCAGGCACCCAGGAGCUCAGGCAUCCUCCUGA